GGCGCAGCCCUGACGCGCGACGGAGCCGGGGGGAGCCCGGAGCGCGGGGGCGGGGGGUGAGGGAGCCGGAGCGGCCGCCGCGGUCCGAGCGCGGAGCGCUGAGCCCCGCGGCCACCCACCCCCGGUCUCGGCCAUGAGGAGGGACGAGCGAGACGCCGCCAAAGCCAUGCGGUACCCGCAGGCGCCGGACGGGACCGGCUCGCCCCCCGAGAGCCUGAGGAACGGCUACGUGAAGGGCUGCGUGAGCCCCCUGCGGCAGGACCCUCCGCGCGGCUUCUUCUUCCACCUCUGUCGCUUCUGCAACGUGGAGCUGCUGCUGCCGCCGCCGCCGGCCUCCCCCCGGCAGCCGCGGCGUGGCUCCCGCUGCUCCGGGGCGCGCCUCGCGCUGGGCGCCCUGGCCGCCUUUGUCCUCGCCCUGCUGCUGGGCGCGGGGCCCGAGAGCUGGGCUGCCGGGGCCGCCCGGCUGCGGACCGUGCUGAGCGUCUGCUCGCUCAGCCUCAGCCCCCUCUUCAGCAUCGCCUGUGCCUUCUUCUUCCUCACCUGCUUCCUGACCCGGACCAAGCGGGGCCCCGGGCCGGGCCGGAGCGGCGGCGGCGGCUCCUGGUGGCUGCUGGCGCUGCCCGCCUGCUGUUACCUGGGGGACGUGUUGGUGUGGCCGUGGUGGUCUUGGCCUUGGGGAGACGGAGACGCCGAGGUCCCGGCCCCGCACACGCCCCCGGCGGCGGCGGCGGGCAGGUUGUUCUUGGUGCUGAGCUGCGUGGGCUUGCUGACGCUCGCGCACCCGGUGAGGCUCCGGCACAGCAUCCUGGUGCUGCUGUUCUCCUGCUUCGUCUGGUGGGUCUCCGUCACCAGCCUCGGGUCGCUGCCCUCAGCCCUCCGGCCGCUGCUGUCCUGCCUGGUCGGGGGCGCUGGCUGCCUGCUAGCCCUGGUGUUGGAUCACUUCUUUCACAUCAGGGAGGCUCCUCAUCAUCCUCGGCUGUCCAGUGCCGCGGAAGAAAAAGUGCCUGUGGUCAGACCCCGGAGGAGGUCCAGCUGCGUGUCGUUCGGAGAAACUUCGGCCGGUUACUAUGGCAGUUGCAAAAUGUUCCGGAGACCUUCGUUGCCUUGCAUUUCCAGGGAACAGAUGAUUCUUUGGGAUUGGGACUUAAAGCAAUGGUAUAAACCUCAUUACCAGAAUCCUGGAGGUGGCAGUGGAGUUGAUCUCUCAGUGCUGAAUGAGGCUCGAAAUAUGGUGUCAGAUCUUCUGAUUGACCCAACCCUCCCCCCACAAGUCAUUUCUUCCCUGCGGAGCAUCAGUAGCUUGAUGGGUGCUUUCUCAGGGUCCUGUAGGCCAAAGAUUAAUCCUCUCACGCCAUUUCCUGGAUUUUACCCCUGCUCUGAAGUAGAGGACCCAGCCGAGAAAGGAGAUAGAAAACUUUACAAGGGCCUAAGCAGUAGGAAUAGCUUACCCACUCCACAGCUGAGGAGGAGCUCAGGGACAUCAAGCCUGCCACCUGCGGAACAUUCGUCAAGGUGGGAACGCAAUAACGGCAGGAGGCCUCACCAAGAAUUUGGCAUUUCGAGUCAAGGAUACUACCUAAAUGGGCCUUUUAUGUCAAAUCUACUGACACUCCCGAAGCAAAGGUCAUCUUCUGUGUCACUAACUCACCAUAUAGGUCCAAGAAGAGCUGGUGCUUUACCCAGCCUGAGUCCUGUGAAUUCUCCCAGCCAUGGACCACUGUAUGCUGGCUCUCUAACUAAUCGAUCACCUAUAGAAUUUCCUGAUACUGCUGAUUUUCUUACUAAGCCAAGUGUUACUUUACACAGAUCUCUGGGCAAUGCACCCAAUUCACCAGAUUUUUAUCAGCAACUUAGAAAUUCGGAUAGCAAUUUAUGUAACAGCUGCGGGCAUCAAAUACAGAAAUAUGUUUCAACAUCUGAAUCAGAGUCUGGUACAGACUGCCAUAGUGGAAAAUCGGGUGAUGAAGACAACACCACUUUCUCAAAAGAAUCACUCAGCCUUGCAGAAGCUCAACAAGAAGUGGAAACAGAGAGCACAGAUUGCAGGAAAUUAUUUAUGGAAGGUGAUAAUCACCUAACAGAAGAGGCACAGAAUGAACAGCAAUCAAAUAUUGAACAGGAAUCAUCACUGGACCUGAUUUUAAUAGAAGAUUAUGACUCAUUAAUAGAAAAGAUGAGCAACUGGAAUUUUCCAAUUUUUGAACUUGUAGAAAACAUGGGAGAGAAGUCAGGAAGGAUCCUGAGUCAGGUUAUGUAUACCUUAUUUCAAGACACUGGUUUAUUGGAAAUAUUUAAAAUUCCCACUCUACAAUUCAUGAACUAUUUUCGUGCAUUAGAAAAUGGCUAUCGAGACAUUCCUUAUCACAAUCGUAUACAUGCCACAGACGUCCUACAUGCAGUUUGGUAUCUGACAACACGGCCAAUUCCUGGCUUGCAGCAGAUCCACAAUGAUCAUGGAACAGGAAAUGAAACAGAUUCUGAUGAUAGAAUCAACCCAGGGCAAAUUGCCUACAUUUCUUCAAAGAGCUGCUCCAUUCCUGAUGAGAGCUAUGGUUGCCUAUCUUCAAACAUUCCUGCGCUGGAGUUGAUGGCUUUAUACGUGGCGGCUGCCAUGCACGAUUAUGAUCACCCAGGGCGGACAAAUGCAUUUCUAGUGGCUACAAAUGCCCCUCAGGCAGUUUUGUACAACGACAGAUCUGUUCUAGAAAAUCAUCAUGCUGCAUCAGCUUGGAAUCUAUAUCUUUCUAGCCCAGAAUACAACUUCCUUCUUAACCUUGAUCAUGUGGAAUUCAAGCGCUUUCGUUUUUUAGUCAUUGAAGCAAUCCUUGCCACAGAUCUUAAAAAGCAUUUUGAUUUCCUUGCAGAAUUCAAUGCCAAGGCUAAUGAUGUAAAUAGUAAUGGUAUAGAAUGGAGUAGUGAAAAUGAUCGCCUCUUAGUCUGCCAGGUGUGCAUCAAACUGGCAGACAUAAAUGGCCCAGCCAAAGUUCGGGACUUGCAUUUGAAGUGGACAGAAGGCAUUGUCAAUGAGUUUUAUGAGCAGGGGGAUGAAGAAGCAAAUCUUGGUUUGCCCAUCAGUCCCUUCAUGGAUCGUUCUUCUCCUCAACUUGCAAAGCUCCAAGAGUCUUUUAUCACCCACAUAGUGGGUCCCCUGUGUAACUCCUAUGACGCUGCUGGGCUGCUCCCGGGUCAGUGGAUAGAAGCAGAUGACGACGACGAUACUGAAAGUUGUUAUGAUGAAGAUGGUGAAGAACUAGAUACAGACGAUGAAGAAAUAGAAGACAAUCUGAAUCUUAAACCACAAAGAAGGAAAGGUAGACGGCGGAUCUUUUGUCAGCUAAUGCACCACCUCACUGAAAACCACAAGAUAUGGAAGGAAAUCAUAGAGGAAGAAGAGAAAUGUCAAGCCGACGGGAAUAAACUGCAGGGGGAGAAUUCAUCCUUACUGCAAGCAGAUGAGAUUCAGGUCAUUGAAGAAGCAGAUGAAGAGGAAGAGAGACAGUUUGAGUAAAAGGAAAGACAUACUGAAGUCCCAGCGGCUGUGCCCAGGUCAGAAAUCAUGGCCUAGCGCUCACUGUGCUGACCUUGGACUCCAUCCCUGUGUGGACAGGCCUUAAUACUGUGAGAGGAUCCCUGCUGUGCCAGCAGCUUCCCACUCUUAUGCACUUUCACCACAGAACUAGAAAGUUCUUCUCAGCGUGGCUUCACUUGACUCAUGUUGCAAAGCCCUUAACGCCUGUGCUGGUGUAUACAUCCAUUGUCAUGAUACUGCUUUGCUGGGUAGAAAUCUGUUAUUUUUCAUGAGCGGUAACUAUAACUAUAAAAACUCAAGUGACUUACUUCACUUUCCCAAGUGGCCAGAACUGUUUGCUUUUAUAUUGUAUUUCCAAUGUGUCCUUUAUGUCUUUGAAUGUUUUUUAAGAAGUCUGUGCCUAUUUAAAAAGGAACCCAGCGUUGCCUUUCUGAGGGAUCUGUUCCAUGCAAUACACUGUUGAGUGCUGUUCUCCCAGCUAGAUUUAUCCAUGAAGGACCGAGUGACCUUUGUUAUAGUUAAUAAUUCCUGAUACGCAUCAAUUUCUGAUGCUUUUUACAGUUGUGUAUUAUCUCCUAUGUAUGUUUUAUUUCUGUUCAGAGUAUUCAGGUUUGCCGUGGACAUCAGAAGUCCGAAUUCCACUCUUACUGACCUUAUAUUCCAUGGUUGAAUUUUAAAGCUGUUCAGGUUCAACAAGGAAAGAAUUUUACUCUUUAGUCAAAACUGUUCUUAUUUUUACUCUUGCUCAGGAUUAGUAUUUUUAAAUAUUUAAUUACUAUAAACACAGCACAGAAUUUUAGAAGAAAAAAAUUUUCCUAAUAUUGAUGUUAACCUUUCAUGAACAUGAACAUUAUUUUCUCUUAAAUUUGAGACUAAUUAAAGCCAAGCAAAAGAAGAUGUAUGUCUUUUGCCUUGAUGUAAAAUCAAAUGAGACUAAUCCUAUUAAAGAUAAAGAACAAAAGAAAUAGUGUGAGCGCUAAAGGACACAUACAUUGAAUAAAUUGGAAUAUGUGCUUAUCUUUAGAUCCAUAUCUUAGGUGCCAUGUGUUUACUUACUGUAAAACUCGAGUUCAUCUUUCUGUUAAUUUCCCUUUGCCUUGAGACUACGACUGAAAUGACUUAUGACUACUCAAAACUUCUAGAGCCCAAUGCAAGUCUGAUUUCUGAGAAAGUCAGCAAUGGCAAUACUUAUUUAAUUUUUAUAUAGCAAAUAUAAAUAUUUUAGUAAAUCAUUUCACACAAAAGCACAUUAAGAUAAUUGCAAAGAAAAGGGAACAUAUUUAUGUUUAUAAACUUGUUAGUUUCUGUUAGGGUACAGAUAUGUACCCUAGUUUUGAAAAAACUUUGAAGUUAUAAAGAACAGCCAAAAUGAUAGCAGAACUAGUAUUGGUAGAACUAGUAUUUCUUAUUCAUGGAAACCAUAUUAUAUUUUGGAUCCAUUCACAGCUUUUGUAGACAGUGAAAUCAUUAAUUUUCCAAUGUAAUUCCUUUAAUAAAAUAUGUCAGCAGGCAAUUUCUUACCUACCUAGAAUAUUUGGGUUAUCUGAAAGAUACCAAUUAAAAAUCUAUAGAACUGUUCGAAGUUUUAAUCCUAUAGAGUAUAAUAUUUAAUGAAUCACUAAACUUUAUUUAUUAGACAUGGUGAGUGCUGAGUUUCUUCCUGCCACUUUUGCUACACCAACACAUCAUUUUUAAACUGGUCCCACAUUACUGAGUAAUACAAUUUUAAUUAACUUAUUGAGUUUGCACUUAUAAUGUAUAUAUCCCAUGCUUCUGUUUCUCUAGAGUGCAUUUUGCAUCAUACAUAAUUAUAUUUCUGCUAUUGCAAAUAUGUGUAUACUGCUGUAUAUGUGUAUAAAUUCACACGUGCAUGUAUGCAUAAUGAGAAUCAAAUUUCCUUUCUAUUAUUUUAUUAAAAUUUUAUAUUGGGGUUGUUA
Messenger RNA from Hipposideros armiger (great roundleaf bat), 5466 nucleotides. It is a transcript of the gene PDE3B, whose product is annotated as phosphodiesterase 3B. Lineage: Eukaryota; Metazoa; Chordata; Mammalia; Chiroptera; Hipposideridae. The transcript is spliced from 16 exons. Gene Ontology annotation, biological process: signal transduction. The record is from RefSeq and is a predicted model, not a curated record. Bases 134 to 3508 code for a protein of 1124 amino acids. Gene Ontology annotation, molecular function: 3',5'-cyclic-nucleotide phosphodiesterase activity.